CGUUCGCGCUUCACGAUUAUGUGAAAGCCGCAGAAGCCAUAAACUCUUGGCGUCCAGUGUUUAUAAAAGUCAACCCAUUGAAGUUGAGUUUUCUCAUUUGCAUUGUAAGAGUUUAGAAUCUCUUCUUUUUUUUCAAGGUAUUUCAUGGAGUUCAAUGAGGAUGUUGAGGGUUCAGUACCCAAGUUUGGUGCAAUCUUCAUGUCAAACAGUGCUACAAAAAAGGAAUGCCUCAAACGCGACAUCUGAUGGGAUUAUGAAUCUUAAGCCCCAGGCAUUUACUUCUUCUGGAAAUUUUCCUGCGCAGGUUCGGAUUGCUCCAAUCUGGUCAUGUCGCCCUCUUUCUGAAGUUGUAUUUCGGGAAGCUAUCAAAGAUAAUUACUAUUCACCUAAAAAGUUCCGUUUUGGUCUUUCUGAGCAGCAGGUUCGUGCACUUUUACACCUAUUCUACUUGAGAAGGUUGAACGAUAGAAUCCCUGAUAUCCAUCGGACUAGAAAGAGAAAGAUAAACGAUGAUGGCAUGCUUCCUAGUCACGAUGCUUCAGAAAGUGAUAAUUGGCCCCCUUGGCAUGCUACAAGUGCAGAUUGCGGUGGCGAUGCUUCAGAAAGUGAGGUCCUUAAUAAAUGGCCCUUUUGGCAUGUUACAAGUGCAGAUUGCAGUGGGGAUACUUUGGGCACUAUAAACUCAGCUCCUGAUAGCGCAUUUUUUUCAGACAGCAGGUUUUCAACUGAGCACGUUAACAACUCUUUAAUAGGAUCAGUGGGAGCAGAUAGGGAGUCUCUUAUGAAUAAGGACAGAUUCAAGAGUGUUCAUAACAUUGGAGAUGGUAUAGAGCCAGACUUUUUAAGCAGCAGGUUCUCAACUGAGCACAUUGGCAAGUCCGGAGGAGAUAGAGAGCCCUUAAUGAUUGAGGACAGAUUUAGGAGUGUUCAUAACUUUGGAGAAGGUAUAGAGCCAUACAUUGUAAAAAGCAGGUUCUCAACUGAGCACAUUGGCAAGUCUUCGAUAGGAUUGGUUGGAGCAGAUAGAGAGCCCCUUAUGAUUGAGGACAGAUUCAAAAGUGCUCAUAAUUUUGGAGAUGGUAUAGAGCCAGGCUUUUUAAACAGCAGAUUCUCAACUGAGCACAUUGGCAAAUCUGGAGCAGAUAGAGAGCCCCUUAUGUUCGAGGACAGAUUUAGGAGUAUUCGCAACUUUGGAGAUGGUAUAGAGCCAAACUUUGUUAAAAGCAGGUUCUCAACUGAGCACAUUGGCAAGUCUUCGAUAGGAUUGAUUGGAGCAGACAGAGAGCCCCUCAUGAUGGAGGACAGAGCUAAGAGUGUUCUUAACAUUGGAGACCGUAUAGAGCGAGACCAUUUACCUGUAUAUCCUAGCUACAUCACUUUGAGUGAAGACGUUGUAGCUGAUGACUACACGUUUAGCAAGGAUGAUGGGGUAGCAAAUGCUUGUGAUGUUGAGAGUUGUAUCAAGCCUAAUUUCUCAUCAGGUUUAGUAUCUAUUGAUACACUUCAUAGAACUGUUCCUUAUGAUCCUGAAUUCCCAGAUAUAAAUUAUCAAUGCCCCUCUCAAAUUAUGAAUUCAGCUCAAGAUCUUUAUUCUCACCAAGUUCAUGAUGAGCAUUUCCUCCCUUUGUCAACUAGUAAAUGUGUACCGCAUGAUGCGGCCUUAGGUUCAUUAUAUUCCGAAGCACCAGUGGUUAAAGCUAGUGUGUUUUCUCGAUUAAGCGUGGCGCCCAGAACUUACAAAAAAGAAGAUAAAGGCAUUCAUGAUGAAGAUGGUAGGCUUGCAUCAAUAGAUGAAAUUAUGGACUCGUUGCACCAUGCUCACAACCGUUGGGUGAAGGGUAAACCCCCAGUUGGACCAAAAAGUAGGUAUGUAUAUGUUCGAUGUAAAGAGGACUCUGAAUUUUCAAAUCAAUCACAAUCUGAGCCGCCUCUGGUAGCAAAAGAGAUGACAACGGAUGUAGACUGUUUUUUGGAAGAGGACAGUGACAUAGUAUGGAAGGAGACUCGUGUUGUGGAUUUUAAGCGUCGCAGUAAAAAGAACAAGGUUCUGGAUGAUAUGGCUUCUAAAGUUUCUGCUGAGACCACUAGGACUUGUAAGAUAUCAGUUAAUGCAGAAGGCGAGGAUUUGGCAGGUAAAGCAGGUAAGACUAGAAAAUUGAUUAGACCAGAUUUCAGUAAAAAGCUGUCUCAUGAUAGCACUCAAAAUUCACCAUCCGCUUUAAAUGAAGCUACUGAUAUCCUUGGAAAAUGUGAAGGCGGGGAGAAAAUUGAUGAAAGAAACUCCCAAGACCAUAAAGAAGUAACUGAAGUUGGUAGUGGGUCUAAUGAAUGUGAACAGAAAAGUAGCUUACAGUUAGGAAGUGAGAAUCGGGUAAAUGUUUCGAAACAGGACCUUGUUAGCUGCCCCUCGAGUGGCUCCGGUGCACAAGAACAACCACCAUAUACAAGUAGAGCCACUGAUGUUCCUAAAAAUCUGGAAGAGAAAGAAACCGCAGGCAUAAACCAUCAAGUUUCUAAUGGGGAUACUCUUGAACAGAGAUGCAGCCUGCAGAGCUAAAAAGGUUAAGGAAUUUUUUAAAAAGCACCAUGUCAAAUGUUGAUUUUGGAGAAAGGUUUAGUGAUUAGUUGGCGUAUAAUGCAGCCACCUUUAUUAAAAAGUCUGCUGGUUCAUUGUGCAAGUAGGUAUCAAAAUUAACGAUUUGCUUGCAGUGCUAUUUCUCUUUCAUUUUCUUCUGUGGAGUUCUGGGUGAAUCUAUGAAGAUAUAAUACUCCCAUACCAUUCUCGGGAUAUUAGAAUAUAUCUUGUUAGAUUUAAUGCAGACUUAUUGUAGUUGGAUUUCUUCCCUAGCAAGUGAGGGAAUCCUAGCGUGGGAUGCUCUUAUGCUUUUGUCCAAUUGGAAACUGUUAGCAGCUUCUAAGCUGGCAACCUACCCUUAUCUAUAUAAAUAUAUACUGACCAGAUGACCAGUUGUGGAUAUCUGUUUUUAUCUUUUUUUUUUGUUUUACCGAGGUUUUUCGAUUGAAUUUUAAAUAUAUGUGCUAUCUUGUGUA
Daucus carota subsp. sativus is the source of this 3051-nucleotide messenger RNA. RefSeq lists its product as uncharacterized. NCBI's taxonomy places the organism in Eukaryota, Viridiplantae, Streptophyta, Magnoliopsida, Apiales, Apiaceae. The transcript has 6 exons. The record is from RefSeq and is a predicted model, not a curated record. Bases 155 to 2557 code for a protein of 800 amino acids.